This is a messenger RNA of Haemonchus placei, 444 nucleotides long. Lineage: Eukaryota; Metazoa; Nematoda; Chromadorea; Rhabditida; Trichostrongylidae. The record is from the annotation of a GenBank genome assembly.
AUGGCGUGUCCUUUCAACACAUCGCGGGUUACCUUUAUGGAAACAACGACGGAAGAUGAAGCACAAGCAGGAACCAACAAAGUGUCUUUGGGACAAGGAGUUACCUAUGGACAAUAUUUGCAGCUACACAAAUUACUGGAUUGUCAGAAGUUGCAGUCAGAAGAGCAAGGACAUCGACAGAUCAUCUACGAUAUCGAUACCGUACGUGUCCUACCCAACAACAUAUUACUUGUUGAUCAGAUUACUAUUCUCGACACGAUGAGUCCUCUCGACUUUGUUGACUUCAGGAAAUACCUGUCUCCUGCCUCAGGAUUUCAGUUGCUACAGUUCAGGCUUUUGGAAAACAAAAUGGGAGUGUGCUGUGAUCGACGAAUCAAAGUACUGAUUUUUACCUUUUGCUCAAAUCGGUGUAACGUGAGCAUUUAUCACUCUAUAAAUAAAUAA